AUGAUGUCGAGAAGGCAAAUCCCAUCCACAAAUCCCGAAAACUCCAUUCACAAUUUCAAAAAAUUAUUCAAUGUCUGUCGCAUCGCCCUACGAGUGUCUGGUAUAAUCGGUGUGGACACAAUUUUCUCAUCAUCUAAGCAAACAAUUACAGAUUUCAAAGGGAUCUAUUACAUCGUCGCUAUUCUCCCACCAAUUUUGAGUACCUCAUGUGAAGUCCGGAGUAUCAUACACUUCUGGCACCUGGACAUCUACCUGGCAUUAGAAAUAUGUACUGUCAUCCUCAGCAGUCUCGUCGUUCUGACCCAAGGAUUUUUCAUGUACCUGUCAAGACAAGAGUUAUUGAAUUUGAUCGAUCAAGUGAGUGAUUUGUGGAAUAAACACCUGAUGAUAAACACUGAAGAUCAUAUUGUGAGAAAAGCUAGAGGUGCUCAGACAUUAACGAAAAUUUACGCUGUCAUGGUCAUCCUUCUAGGCAGCAGUUUCACACUUCGGCCAUUUUUUUCACUCCUCAUCCAAUUCAUAACCAAAAACGAGAAUGACACAUAUGACUUGAGCCAAACUGCUUAUCCCGCAAUGUAUCCAUUUGCAACUGAUACAGUCAAUAAAUAUUUGAUAUGUAUCACUAUUGAACUGCUACUAUUCGUCAGUGUAGCUGCAUGGUGGACCGGCUCUGACAUGGUGUUCCUCCAGAUGGCGAUUCACCUAUCUCUGCAGUACCAAAUCCUGAAGAAAGAUCUCAUGGAGAUCGUCUCGCAAGGCCCUUCCCAUCAGAAUGAUUCCCUUUCAACUCAACGACUGGAUUCCAUAGGUCAACGUCACGAUCGUCUGUUGCAACUGUCUCGCCAACUGAAGCAGAUAUUCAGCCCAAUAUUAUUCUGUCUGAUGAUCGUCACCGGUGCUAAUAUCUGCAUAUGCGUCAUAAGCCUUCAAAAGGAGAUAUUGAACAACAAUACCGCUGGCAUCAUCAAAUGCCUAGUGCACACCUCCCUUACGAUGAUCCAACCGGCCAUUUAUUGUAAAUACGCGAAUGAUCUCAAUGAAUCAUAUUUUCAGGCUGAAUUAGUCGCGAAUGCAGCAUUCCAAUGUAAUUGGGUGAAUGAAAGUCAGAGUUUCAAGAAACAUUUGCAACUGAUGAUCUUCAGCGCCCACCGAGGAAUCGCCUUCAAAAUUUGGGGAUUUUUUUCGGUGAAUUUGAAUCAACUGACACGGAUCGGCAGUACAGCCAUGAGUUUCUUCGCUCUAGUCAACAGUGUAUCAUAAACGAAGACAGUUGAUGCUCGUGACAGCUCUUGUCAUUUAGAUUUACCCUAUAAGUCGACGACGCCUUCUGUCGAUGUAGAUUCAUCCAC
Molecule: messenger RNA, 1349 nt
Organism: Diachasmimorpha longicaudata
Lineage: Eukaryota; Metazoa; Arthropoda; Insecta; Hymenoptera; Braconidae
Product: odorant receptor 67b-like
Exons: 7
Coding region: 1-1260 (419 amino acids)
Biological process (GO): sensory perception of smell; detection of chemical stimulus involved in sensory perception of smell
Cellular component (GO): plasma membrane
Molecular function (GO): olfactory receptor activity; odorant binding
Source: RefSeq, a predicted model, not a curated record